Messenger RNA from Uloborus diversus, 1149 nucleotides. RefSeq names its product mitochondrial pyruvate carrier 1-like (gene Mpc1). Gene Ontology annotation, cellular component: mitochondrial inner membrane. NCBI's taxonomy places the organism in Eukaryota, Metazoa, Arthropoda, Arachnida, Araneae, Uloboridae. The transcript is spliced from 6 exons. The coding region runs from base 16 to 342 and encodes 108 amino acids. The record is from RefSeq and is a predicted model, not a curated record. Gene Ontology annotation, biological process: pyruvate import into mitochondria.
ACAAUAUAAACAAACAUGGCUACUCGAUUGAUAAAUAGUCUUGUUAAUCAAGUCAAAAGUAAAGAAUUUCGCACUUACUUAUGCAGCACUCACUUCUGGGGUCCUGUUGCCAAUUGGGGCAUUCCAAUAGCAGCUAUAGCAGACAUAAAAAAGGAUCCCUCAAUGAUAAGUGGAAAAAUGACUUUAGCUUUGUGUAUAUAUUCUCUGUUGUUCAUGAGAUUUGCAUGGAAAGUUCAACCUCGUAAUUUGCUAUUAUUUGCUUGCCAUUUUACAAAUGAAGCUGCUCAAAUUACACAAGGUUGCAGACUUGUUAAACAUGAAUACUUGAGUAACCCUGCAUAAAGUUCUUAUCAUAUAGCAGAGGAUUAUCUGAUCAAUCCAGAAAUGCUUUCUUUCUGAUGUAAAAUGACAUAAUUUAUACAUAUAGAGCCUGAUUAUGGCAUUAUGCCUUUUUCUGACUUAGGGUGGUAUUGUUUUCAGGACUCUCAAUCAUUUGAAAAGCAAUGUAAUAUUUAUGAUUUGUAUGAAUGUGUACACUCCCUCCUCUGCAUAUAUUCCAUUUUAAAUUAAUCUUUUUCUGGGUGCAAAAUUAAAAUUUGUUUUAUAAUAUAAAAAUAUAUCAUGAAGUAUAAUAAAUCAGUAUGCAUAUUGUAAAAAUUACUCUUAACUAAUUAAACCCAUGAAUAAACUGCAUAGAUCAAAGGAUUAUCCAUUGUUUUGUACUUCAAAGUAAAAUUUAGAAACAUUUGAGCCAUUAAGUGAUAAAUUAUUCACUGCAGUUCAACUGAUGAUUUUUUUCGGUUUUGAGUUUCGGAGUUCCUCUUAAUCUGGUCUUAUAUGUAUAAGUUGUGUACAUAAUGCUGGCUGGCUGGCAGGACUGAUAGAAAAAAUAAUGUACAUCUUCUGCUUUGUAUAAAUCCUUGUCCAUUGUUCAAUUAAAAAACAAAAAAUGUAAAUAAGUUAUUAGUUGUUUCUGAAAAUAUAAGGUAGAUAUUUGUGCAAUAUGAAAUUAAAUAUCUCAAUGAUUAUUUAUGAAUGUUUAAAUACUGAUACAUAGUUAUAUGAAUGAAUAAAUAAGUGAAGAAAUAUGAAUAAGUAUGUGUAUUUAUAAAAUUCUACACAGGCACUUAACCUAAGUUUCAUAUAAAU